AUAUUUUAAUUUUAUUGACAUUGAUCAUAUGAAUUAAAUAAAAGUAUAAUGUAAUUACCUGAAAUAAAGUGUUCAGAACAGACUUUGUAAUGCCUUUUGCUUGGAUGUGGGUUGAAAUUAGCACAGUUAAUACCUAAAAGCCAUAGCAUCCUUCUUUCUGUCGAAAUAUCCUCCAGCAGCUUCCCUUGGUGACAGAUAGCUUCAUGUCAAAAAACUUCAUCUUGCGAUGUCCAUUCCCAGAUCGGUUGGUAGAACCCCACACAACACAGAUUAUAAGCAGAGUCAGAAGAGAGGACCACCAUGGUGCUGCGCCCUGUCAUAUCCAAGCUCUCUGGUAAACUUGUUGUGCUUGCAAGUGCCUCUCCAAGACGAUUGGAGAUUCUCCGUAAUGUGGGUUUACGGUUUGAAGUGGUUCCAUCCUGGUUUGAUGAAACUCUGGACAAAAGCCUGUUUAAAGCACCUUAUGAGUACGCAGUAGAGACGGCCAAACACAAAGCUUUGGAGGUGGCCAGGAGAAUGCCCUUUAAACACUUGAAAACUCCAGACAUCGUAAUUGGAGCAGACACUGUUGUGACGGUGAAUGGCAUGAUUUUAGAAAAGCCAGUCGACAAAAAGGAUGCUUACAGGAUGCUGUCGAGCCUGAGUGGUAAAGAGCACAGUGUCUUCACAGGUGUCGCCAUCGUCCUCUGCUACGAAAAAGAUAAUGACGAAGUGGAUUACCAGCUGUUUCAUUUCUAUGAAGAAACAAAGGUGAAGUUUGCUGAUCUUUCAGAAGAAAUGCUGUGGGAGUACAUCAACAGUGGUGAGCCCAUGGACAAGGCUGGCGGUUACGGCAUCCAAGCACUUGGUGGCAUGCUGGUGGAGUAUGUCCACGGAGACUUCCUUAACGUUGUCGGUUUCCCCCUCAACCACUUCUGCAAACAGCUGAACUUUAUUUACAACCACGACACUUCCUCUUUAGCCCUAGAAAAUGCAACUGCAGAUGGAGGCCAGAGUGGCAACACACCACCUACUCCACCACUAUCAGCUCCAACCGGUUCCCCUGUUAAGCACAAAUCAUCAAACUGCCCAGCUGUCAAUCAAACACCAGGCACGUACAGUGACAGUCCCAUGUCCAGUCCUGUACCUAAGGUGGUUAGGAGGGUAAAUGAAAGUGCAGUGGGUGAGAGCGUGUUUGUGGAAAGCUCGUCUACGGACAAAGGAGGAUCUGACGUUGAAAUCUUUGGGGUUGCAAUACCUCAGAUUACCAGCAGAGGACAGGAAACUGAACCCGAAACUAAAGACUUGCAGCGAGUCAUUGAAUUAAUGGAUGGAUUUAAAGCCUCAAAGGCUCUUUUCACUGCUUCCACAUUGUGUGUGUUUGACCUGCUACAUCAGCGUCCACACCUGGAUGCUGCCCAAGUGGCCGAAGAGGUCAAGGCCUCUGUGAAAGGGACUGAGUGUCUGCUGGAGGCCUGUGUGUCACUGGGGCUUUUAAAUAUCAAAGCGAGAGCAUCCCACAAGCCUGUGUAUGAGAACACAGCUCUGGCCGAGCGUUUCCUGCGCUCCGAUGCACCCUACUCACUACACGCAUACAUCCAGCACUUUAAUACCACGGUGUGGCAUCUUUUCUCCCACCUGGAGAGUGCUGUGCGGGAAGGUACCAACCAGCAUGAGAAAGCCUUUGGCAAGAAAUCAAAAGACUUGUUUCAGGAUUCUUACUACGAGAGUCGAGAAGUGAAACUGAGAUUCAUGAGAGCCAUGCACAGCAUAGCAAAGGUUUCUGGGAAGGAUAUAGCCACCGCCUUCGACCUUUCUGGUUAUAAAACUGCCUGUGAUCUUGGAGGUUGCACAGGUGCUGUGGCCUACGAGUUUACCAAAGUUCAUCCUGCAAUGUCUGUGACAGUGUUCGAUCUUCCAGCUGUUGUCGAAAUGAGUGAACUUUUCCGCCCAGAGACAGCAGACAACAGGGUUUCUUUCGUAGCAGGCGAUUUCUUUAAUGAUGAGUUGCCCAAAGCGGACCUUUACAUCCUGAUGAGGAUUCUUCAUGAUUGGUCUGAUGAGAAGGUCCACGUUCUGCUCAGUAAAGUUGCAAGCGCAUGCCGACCAGGAGAUGCAGUCCUUAUAGCAGAGGCCAUGUUGGACCACCUGACACCGUAUUCUGCUCUGCAGUCUCUCAACAUGCUUGUCCAGACUGAGGGAGAGGAGAGAACAGAGUACAGGUACAAGGAGAUGCUCAGCAAACAUGGAUUUGGGAAGAUCCGUGUGGUCCACACUCUGUACUUUUUAGACACUUGUCUUGCCAUUAAAAUGUAGCAGAUAAUUAAUGCACAUUAUGAUUUUUUGUUAUUUUGUUACAUUGGAUUGUAUGACAAAGCUAUAGCAGGGUCCAACGCAGCACUACAGGCUGUACCUAAUAAAUUGGCCAAUUUUUUGAAUUUACUCAUAUGAUAUAAGAGAAAGAACCCUUGGAACCCAUGGAAGUUGCUGAACUUAAUGUAACUGAUGCUGCAAUCAUGUCUCAGUCUGAGAACUCUCUCACGGUCCACUCUCUGAGGUCAGCUGGCCGACAGCUGUGGCAGUGAAACGUGUGUGUCCUGCUGUUAGAACACUAAGAGCUGCCGUUGUGAUUAUGCAUUGUGAAUGCAACUCGGUUCUGAUGAUUAAAGAAGAAAUAAUGACAGCUAAGUAGUAUUAUAAUCUAAACAGGAAGUCAUUCUUGUUCACUUUCCGACAUGACUUCAUGUUUACCUCAACUUCACUGAUGACAUGAGGACGAUAGCCAGCACAAUCACUCAUUUUUUCCUACUGCAAUUUUUUUCCGCUAAAUGUUAAUCUGUGGUCAUUGUUGUGUUUUUGUCUUCAUGAUGCGUUUGGUGGUUUUAAUGAAGACACUGUAGGAGUGCACGCAGGUCAAUAUAAGGCUAGGUACUGGGUUACCGAACAAAACAUUGAUUGUUCAGGUAUAAAUGAAUGGAAAAGGUGUUAAAUUACAGGAUUAUUUUGUUUGUCUCCUGUUUAAAAUGGUCUUAUUCAGUAUGUCUCUGGUUUUCUCCCCUGAAGUAAAGCUACCGCUAAGAGCUGAGAGAGCAAUUUACAUGUCACAGGUUCAUUGACAGAAUAUGCAGCUCACAUCCAAAGUGAUAUUUGACCUUCGGCAACAAUGUAUGCCAGAUUUUGUUUUUCCUGUAAAACACGGGACGUCGUUUUGUUGCUAUGACACUAAUCCCCCACUGGGCGGCACCGCAAAUCCGCAGAUCACCGCGCACGUCUUUAGAAGAACUGUUUCGAUAAACUUAAUUCUGUCACUCAUUUUCACAAAGAGUGGUAGACAGAAUACCUUGGUAUUAAAUGUGUCGUCGUUUAAUUAGUAUUAGGUAAUAUUUUGUGCUUUUAAUGUCUGUUUUUCAUUCGUUAAUGCAGGAAAGCUCACUGGAUGUUAGCUUAAAGCAGGUACAGCAGCCAAAGAACUUCAUGGGAAUGUGGUUAUAGCCUUGGCCAGGAUAAAUACGUCUUAUUCUUUGUGACAGUCAAAGUGUAUCUGGAUUACUCCUCAUUUCUGGAUCCAUCUCUAAGUAUUUUCCUGGAGGGGUAAUAAGGGUGGUCAAGUUAUUCAUGGCUAUUUUCUUGUCAGUCUGAGAUCUGGCUCUUGGUGACAUCUAACUGAUUUCCAUGACUUACUGCUUUCUCCCCCAAUGAGGAGUGACAGAGGGGAGGUUACUCUGAAGUUCAAAUAUGACAGCUAGGAGAACUCACAUGAGGUUUGUGUUAUUGUUAACACACCGAAUGCAUCAAAACACCACACAGUGAGAUACCAUUGUUCAGAUCUACACAUUCAUCGUGUUACAUGUCAGUUCUUUGUGAAGAAGUGACACCAAAUGGCAGCUUAAACACAGAUGGUGGAACUAUGACGAAGCACUCCUAUGAAAAAGAUUUGCAUAUCCUCACACCUCCAGGCUACAGGCUGCACCCAUUCACCCUCAACUUUUGUGUACAAGCAUCAACAGAUAAAGGCCCCGGCUCUGCUCGGCGAGGCCCUCUAAUGAAAACCAUUCAAGUCAAUCAAGUUUACCAGAAACCAAAGGCCAGUGUAAUUUGGAAAAAAAUAGUUGAAACUCCAAAGUAAUCUCAUGUAACGUGAUCUAGUCCAUUGAACACUGAGUGUACUGUACGUGUCGGAUAAGAGCUCAGUCAUUUUCUUCAACUGCAGUACUGACAAGCAGCAUGCAUGUCCACCUGCAAGUAAUCAUCAUCUAGUGUUAAGUGCUUUGAUAUUAAAAUGACUGAUUUAAGUCCAUUUGCUGCUAGUAGAUAGUCAUUGGAAAACACUUCCAUAUGUCGACAGGCAGGAUAUGCUGGGGUUUGUGAACUGUGUUGUUGUUGUUUAUGGUGCUCCAAACACACCAGGGUACAGUCAUGUUUUCUGUUAUUUGGUAGAACAAAAAUCUGCUUACACCUCAAAAAACUAUAUUCCGACAAAAACAAUAAGUGCAAAGUUUCUUCAGAUUCAUGGCGUACAUUGGUUUGUCAUAUAAAAAUUCGUUGUACAACAUAAUGCAAUACCUCGGAUUUCCACCUGGGGGCAUCGUUGACUAAUAAUGCAGACUUUUUUGAAGUUUUACUGAAUGCUAUGAGAUUAUAUGCGUUAUUUUCCUUUAAACAUCUACAUACACCCGUACAGUUAUCAUUGAUGAAGAAUACACACAACACUGUUUGUGCUGUGAGUCUCUUUGUGACUCACAGAAUCACUGAGGUUGCAUGGCAGAAUAACAAACAUCCUCAAACCAGUUAGUCUUUCUAAAUGACUUCUCUAAACUCAGCUCAUGCACAGGCACCUGUUUCAAAGAACAGGCUUGUUUGUUUCAAAGAGCCUCUUCUGUCAACAAACACAAUCAGUGUUAUGACGACUGGCUCCUCAACCCACAUCUGAUUUCAGCAAAUGUGCAAUUGUUCAAAGUGAGUCGUGCUUCAUUGAUUUGUUUCAAGGCAGCGGAAAAAUAACCCCAGGGCUUCUACCUGUUAGAAAUAACAACGGAGUCUUUCUCUGCCUUUUGGAGUUUUUUCCCGUCUCUCUUGGUAGGUUUUUUUUUUGUGUGUGUGUUUUUCUUUCAAAGACAUCAGUACUAGUACAUGGAUCAGAUUUUUCUGAGUCUAAUUGCUGGUUCUGACUGUAAAAGGACAAACAUUGUCAAGAAUGGGCUUUAUUUUCUUGGAUUUAAAGACAAAACAUAAUUGUUAAUAUUAAAGCACAUUACCCUAAAAACUGUAUUUAUUUUGUCUGUGUGUUUAGAGAAUAAUGAGUCCAUCUCUAGAUAAAGGACCACAGACUAUGUAUUCAUCAUGCAAGUAACAAUGUAACAAUCAGUAGCUGCCAGGGUUGCAGAUUUUUGAGGUAACUCCUUCUACAACGUCUAAUUUAUUUUUUGUUUGAAGGUAAAGUUAAUAAAAUGCCUAAUUUUCCAUAUAGCUGUUCAUUUACUCUAUAUGCAUAAGCCUGUUGAACCAGUGAGAAACUUUUUGUGUAUCUUAAAAUGGCAUUUUGGGUGAGAAUUUGAUAGUUGUGUAUUAUUUCUUUGAAGAUCUGUUUUCGCGCAGCUUUAUUUGGAAAUUGAGCUAUCCGUCAAUAACUCCAGGUGUCCCCUCACAUUCUACGACCCAGUUACAGUUAACCUCUAUGUUUUCUAAAUGUGAUUAAAUGAAUGCCAUUAUGUUCUGAACACAAAUAUGUAGACAAUGAGACUGUCAGGAAAGUCUUUAUAGACCUACUUUGUAAUGUAUGCAUCCAGAAGUGAUUUCCUUAUUUUUUUAUGUACUUUAAGUUCUUCAGACUGCUCUGUUCUCUUCCUCUGAGCUCUUGAAAUCCAAAAGUGCUCUAAAAUAGAGCUUAAGGAGUAUUUCAUUUUCUUUCAGUAACAGUUGCCAGAACCAUGUGUAUGCAAUUCACAAUGUGCAAUAUCCUAAAAUGCAUCAUAUAAUUUACUAUAAUUCACCUGGACACAAUUAAUUCCACUCUUUGACCUAUAAAUAUGAAAACAUUAGCCGUGAUAACAUCAGUGAGCCCAGAGUCAAGACCCACCUGCUAAAAGCCUACGACAGUCUCAUUAACAUAUGGUAAUAUUUGUUGCGGUCAAAUAGAGGAAUUGUGUCUCCCCCUCCUGUCUCAGUGUGAUGUGUGAGGUGUCACUCAGAGAUACAGUAGGGGAGGAGACUCUGUGCUGAAAUGGCUGGUGACAGGGCUUUCAUCAGAUCCACUGAGGGCCCUUUGUUGUUAUUUUGGGAUCUCUCGUGGGUGUAGUCUGAGAGAGCAGCAGACAGACUGGGUCUCAUCUCUGCACCAACACACACACACCACACACACACACACACACACACAACCACAUAGACACCCAACCACAUAGACACCCAACCACAGACACCUGCACAUACAAAAACACUAAUGAUGAAUGAUCACUGCCACGUCAAUCAAAUGGCAGUAUUUCGGAAAGUGUGUGAACAUAUGGAAAACCCUUUCAUUUGUGUUUAAUUACAUGCAGGUACAUUAAAAUUAAAAUGACUUGUUCUGACAUAAUUAGGAUUAUUCUGUGUUGUAUUAUGAGACAAUUAGUCCAUCUGGCCUAAAAUGUAAUUUUCACAUUUUCUGUGUAUUUUGUCACAUGAUUCUGUACAAAAUGAUCUGGAUAUUUCCUUUUACUUCAUAGCCACAAAAAAAUGAUAUAUUGUAGUAAUGUUACUAUCAAGGCCAUUGUCUGGAUAUAACAGGGUUUUUUGUACUGUUGAGGACCUGAUCCAGGGACCAGGGUGUCCUUCACUUUUGCCUGAUGACUGCCAGACUCUUGGCUACUUUGGAAUGGAAUAAGUAGUAAAAUAUGAAGACCCUUUAUUUUUUAUAAUGUUUCUUCCUAUUGUGGUAUAACUAUUAAGAUAAUUCUGGUUUCUCCUCCAAAAAUAUACUGUAACACACGUACAUGAAUAAUGUAUUACAGUUGGGUUUUUAAUGGCACACAGUUUGAUGUUUUAUGAGCAGACAUUUAAAAAGUGAUAAUUGUUAUUAAAUGACAGCUUAAUUU
This is a messenger RNA of Cynoglossus semilaevis (tongue sole), 7046 nucleotides long. RefSeq names its product acetylserotonin O-methyltransferase-like (gene asmtl). Gene Ontology annotation, molecular function: protein dimerization activity; nucleoside triphosphate diphosphatase activity; O-methyltransferase activity. The transcript is spliced from 15 exons. Lineage: Eukaryota; Metazoa; Chordata; Actinopteri; Pleuronectiformes; Cynoglossidae. The record is from RefSeq and is a predicted model, not a curated record. Bases 301 to 2295 code for a protein of 664 amino acids.